Molecule: messenger RNA, 1388 nt
Organism: Vespula pensylvanica (western yellowjacket)
Lineage: Eukaryota; Metazoa; Arthropoda; Insecta; Hymenoptera; Vespidae
Gene: nero
Product: deoxyhypusine hydroxylase
Exons: 3
Coding region: 277-1188 (303 amino acids)
Biological process (GO): peptidyl-hypusine biosynthetic process
Molecular function (GO): deoxyhypusine monooxygenase activity
Source: RefSeq, a predicted model, not a curated record
UUCUAAGACAAAUUCGAAUUAGUAUGAGUUCAUAUCACGUCAUAUUUCAAUAACAUGAAGAUUUUCUAAAACUAUAAGCAAAUGUGAAAUGUUUAGUAAUUGAAACUUAUAAAAAAUGAUUAAAGAGAAAUGAUUUCUCGAUUAAGUGAUUGGUUGAGUUAUUAAAAGAUCAUAUAUUUAUUAUAUUUUUUUCUUAUAUAGUUUUUAAAUCAUUAAUAAAUAAUUGAUAAUAAUUCACUAUAUUAUUCACUAUACAUAUUAAUUUACUGAAGAAAAAUGCCAAAUAUCAGUGAAAAAGAAAUAGUGGCUAUAGGUAAUGUUUUAAACGAUGAAGGUAGACCGCUUAAGGAAAGGUUUCGUGCAUUAUUUACUUUGAAAAAUAUUGGAGGUUCAAUAGCUAUUGAACAAAUACGAAAAGGCUUUAAAGAUAAAUCUGCAUUAUUAAAACAUGAACUUGCAUAUUGUCUUGGUCAAAUGCAGGAUCCUUUAGCAAUAUCUAUUUUAAUUGAAGUAUUAAAAGAUGAUAAACAGGAACCUAUGGUCCGUCACGAAGCAGGAGAAGCAUUGGGUGCUAUUGGAGAUAUGUCAGUUAUACCAUUAUUAGAUCAGUAUAGUAAAAGUCUUAUACCUGAAAUUGCAGAAACAUGUGAAUUAGCCUUGAAACGCUUAAAAUGGUUACAAUCAAAUGAUUGUGAAGAAAAUUUAUUAAAAAGUCCAUAUAUGUCUAUUGAUCCUGCUCCGCCAGCAGAAACCACUGAUGUUCAUAAUCUAAAGAAAACAUUACUAGAUGAAAAUAAAUCAUUAUUUGAUAGAUAUCGUGCGAUGUUUGCUUUAAGAAAUUUACAAACACCAGACAGCAUCCUUGCUCUCAGUGAAGGAUUAAAAGCAGGUAGUGCUUUAUUUAGACAUGAAAUUGCAUUUGUUCUUGGUCAACUCCAAGAAGAAAUUUCCAUACCUUAUUUACAAGCUUCUCUUGAAGAUAUAGAAGAAAAUGAAAUGGUACGUCAUGAAUGUGCAGAAGCAUUAGGAGCUAUUGCUACUCCUGAUUGUCUCCAAAUUUUAAAUCAAUACCUUCAAGAUAGUAAGCAGGUUGUGAGAGAAAGUUGUGUCAUUGCUCUAGAUAUGUGUGAAUAUGAAAACAGUUUAGAAUUUCAAUAUGCUAAUACACUGACAAAAAUUAAAGCAUAGUACAUGAACAUUAAAUCAUAAAUUAUGGUUGAUGUUCUUCUAUCUUCUGGAUAAUAAAAAAUGCUUUGCUUUGCAGAAAAAUCCAUAUUACAUAAAAAAUAAGUAAAAUACUACAUCUUACAUAUUUUGUACUUAUGUAUAUAAUGAGAAUUUAUAUCAUGUAAUAAAGAUAUUCAUAUGACAAAUAAAUGAAAUGAAGA